AUGGCUGAUUUGCGUGAACAGCGCGCGGCCGUCAAAUUUUGCUUCCUGCUCGGGAAAACAGGCACAGAAACCCUUGAAAUGUUGAAAACAGCUUACAAAGGUGAUGCUUUAGGGAAAACUAAAGUAUUUGAGUGGUUUUCCCGUUUCAAAAGUGGUGAAAUAUUGAUAGACGACCAAGCUCGCUCUGGACGUCCUUCGACGGCACGAACCAAAAAAAAUAUAGAAAAAAUUCACAAAAUUAUCAUGGAAGAUCGACGGCAAACCAUCGAAGAAGUAGUGGAGAGAUCUGGUGUGACAUGGAGUUCAGUACAGAGAAUUUUAAGUGAAGAUAUGGGUAUGAAACGGGUGGCUGCAAAAUUUGUUCCUCGACUGCUAACUGAGCAGCAAAAACAAAACCGCGUAGAAUCAUGCUCUUCUUUGAAAGAAGAAUUCCAAAAUGACCCAAACUUCUUUUCCAAAGUCAUUAAAGGUGACUAUCGUGGUGCUAUAGAUAUGAUCCUAAAACCAAGCAACAAUCGAGCCAAUGGAAGACUCCAGCAUCGCCUCGCCCUAAAAAAGCUCGUCAAGUGA
Molecule: messenger RNA, 570 nt
Organism: Cinara cedri
Lineage: Eukaryota; Metazoa; Arthropoda; Insecta; Hemiptera; Aphididae
Source: the annotation of a GenBank genome assembly